Molecule: messenger RNA, 396 nt
Organism: Westerdykella ornata
Lineage: Eukaryota; Fungi; Ascomycota; Dothideomycetes; Pleosporales; Sporormiaceae
Exons: 2
Coding region: 1-396 (131 amino acids)
Source: RefSeq, a predicted model, not a curated record
AUGCAGACCAAGACAGUCCUUGCUUCCCUUCUCUUUGCCGCCAUUGGCACCCAGGCCGCCCCUUCGGUCCAUGCUCGUCAGGCCGAUUCGAUUCCUCUCAACAUCUAUGAGGGCGAUGGCUGCAACCGCGGACCGCCUAUCACCACCGCCAAUGUUCCCACCGACGGAAGUUGCUUUGCCUUCUCGCCGAUUCUCUCGUCACAAACCGACAGCGCCCGCAUCGAUGCAGCUGGGUCGUUGCCAGCUGGUUGCACCCUCACCAUCUUCAACACCAACAACUGCAGCCCUAAUGGCAACAAUGUUCCGAUCAGGUCUACGGGCAACUGCGCCACUUUCGGGGCUGGCAAUCCUCUAGACCCUUUUAUCAGGGCCGCCAGGGUGUCGGGUACGUGCUAG